This is a messenger RNA of Microcebus murinus (gray mouse lemur), 3466 nucleotides long. It is a transcript of the gene FOXL1, whose product is annotated as forkhead box L1. Lineage: Eukaryota; Metazoa; Chordata; Mammalia; Primates; Cheirogaleidae. Gene Ontology annotation, molecular function: RNA polymerase II cis-regulatory region sequence-specific DNA binding; DNA-binding transcription factor activity, RNA polymerase II-specific. The record is from RefSeq and is a predicted model, not a curated record. Gene Ontology annotation, biological process: anatomical structure morphogenesis; regulation of transcription by RNA polymerase II; cell differentiation.
UCCACCGCUCCUUCCUGGCCGGGCAGAGCCUGCUCCCAGCCACCGCGGUCCACAUCCUGCCUCGCUGAGUGUGUGUGCUUACAGCGUCAAGGGGUGGACGUGAUAUUUCAAACAUCAGAUCAGUGCGUUUAUAUAUUGGGUGCCCGGAAAUUUUUCCAAAUAAACACAGCUUGAUUCAACUUGGGUGGGCGGACUUAUCAACAGACUAAUUCUAUAAACAAAUGAAGGAAUAGCCCCGAAACGGAUUGGCUGGUAUCAGAAAGACACGUGGAGGGAAAAGCUUGGAGUUUUUCAGCAAUGAAAUUUUAAUUAAUGUGGGUGGGCUGAGAACACAACGACUGUUUAUCAUAGACAAUUUAUUUUCCAGCGCUAAGUCAACAUAUAAUAGCAAACUUACAACAAUUAUUUAACAUUUUUAAAGCCAUGAAGAAGGGACAGAGCACGGAGCGGCAGGGGAGAGCGGCGGAGCUGGAGGCAGAGGCUCGGCCGGCUCCCCAGGAGGGCCCUUGCGGGGCAGGGCGCAGCCCCUAAGCCGCCUGGUCGCCAGGAGCGCAGCGCCGGCGCCCGCUCGCCAUGAGCCACCUCUUCAGUCCCCGGCUGCCGGCCCUGGCCGCCUCGCCCAUGCUCUAUCUGUACGGCCCCGAGAGACCCGGGCUGCCUCUGGCCUUCGCCCCCGCGGCCGCCCUGGCCGCCUCGGGCCGCGCCGAGCCCCCGCAGAAGCCGCCCUACAGCUACAUCGCGCUCAUCGCCAUGGCCAUCCAGGACGCGCCCGAGCAGAGGGUCACCCUCAACGGCAUCUACCAGUUCAUCAUGGACCGCUUCCCCUUCUACCACGACAACCGGCAGGGCUGGCAGAACAGCAUCCGCCACAACCUGUCGCUCAACGACUGCUUCGUCAAGGUGCCCCGCGAGAAGGGGCGGCCGGGCAAGGGCAGCUACUGGACGCUGGACCCGCGCUGCCUGGAUAUGUUUGAGAACGGCAACUACCGGCGCCGGAAGAGGAAGCCCAAGCCCUGCCCCGGGGCCCCGGAGGCCAAGCGGGCCCGCGCCGAGGCGCACGAGAGCGGCGCGGACGCGCAGCGGGAGGCGGGGAGCGGGGCAGGGGGCUCGGACCCCGCGAUGCCCCGCCGCGAGGGAGCGCCCGCGCGCCCCUCGCCCCUCCCGGAAGGCCCCUCUCCGCCCGCGCCCCUCCACUGGCCCGGGCCUGCGUUCCCAGAGGAGGACGCGGGCGACGCUGUGCAGGGCGCAGCGGCGGGGGCGGUGGGCCAGCCCGCGCGCACGGUGGAGGGCGCGGAGUCCCCUCCGCGCCCCGCCUCCCGCGGCUCCCCGAAGAGCUCCGACAAGUCCAAGAGCUUCAGCAUAGACAGCAUCCUGGCGGGAAGGCAGGGCCGGGAGCCGGCCGGAGGGGACCAGGUCCCCGGGGGCGCCAAGCCGGGGCCGGGCAGCUGCCUGGGCGCCUCCCUUCUGGCUGCCUCCUCCAGCCUCCGCCCGCCUUUCAACGCUUCCCUGAUGCUCGACCCGCACGUCCAGGGCGGCUUUUACCAGCUCGGGAUCCCGUUCCUCUCCUAUUUCCCUCUGCAGCUCCCCGACGCGGUGCUCCGCUUCCAGUAAAGCCAACAGUGGCGCGCGGUUCUCUUCCCUGCCCCGGCCUGAGCCUCCUCCGAGCGACCGGCCACAGCUCCCACGGCGGGGGAAGCAGGCACGUUCUUUUAAAACGCUCUUUUCCUGGGGCGGCGUGUGGGUCCCGGGGAGCGCUACACACCCCCGCGCGCAGGUGGGCGCGCUGGCUAGCCUGCCUCCUCCUAAGCGGACCUUCCCCGGCACCUGCAGCGGCUUCUGAGGUUUAAAAAACCGGGUCCGGAGGGGACUUGGGCAUCACAGACGCCCUACCGCGGGAGCAAGAGAAUGCCUUGACGUUAGUGUCGGUCCUGUGGCGUGAUCGUGGCUACCCUCCGCAGGUGCCGUGCGCUCGGGGUACGCGCGGGCCCAGCAAACAACCCAGGCGGGACAUACAGACUCAGUGUGGUCCUUCCAACCUGGGAGCCCCAGUCUGGCUGUCCCAGCCCCCGCUGUCGCUGUGUGGCCCAGGAUUUGGCUUUGAGCCCAGCUGGGUGGUGGGACGUUUACAGCUGGCUUGUCCCCCAAGCCCAGUUAUGGGGCGCCAGGGGUCAUCUCUGCUUUUCAGGUUUUUUGGGGCCUGGUGAGGAUUUACACCAACGUUAAGGUGGAAGUCGAGAAGCCACCCGGAGCAAUAACACUUGCUUGAGAUAGAGAGAUUUCCUCUCGAUUUCUGUCUGGACAGUAAAAGGAGCAUGCUUCACUCUUUGCCUAAAUACUUGACUCUUUUCCCCUGUAAACACUGCCCUUUGAAAACGUCUGUAUCAACAACUGCUAUUAAGAAAGUGCACUCUACGGUGUAGCGUCCUGCUAGCUCAGUAGUCAAGACAGCCCAUGUAACCCACAGUAGCAGAGCUCCUAUCUUUUUGCUUUUGUUUCUAAGGGAUCUAAAGAUUUCCAUGAACAGGCCCAGGGGGAAGGGUGUGAGGGGGGACAGAAUAUGCCUCAGAGGUGUCAGAGGUUUGAUUCCCCAUGGCUUUUCAAGAAUCAAGCUUGGUUUUGCUACAUUUUCCAGAGUCAGGUCUCAUGAAAGGCUACAUUUAACCUCUGCAGAGCGAGGUGAGGCUGACCAACAGGAAGCAGCUGGAGAGGGGCAUGGGCACAUGUAGGGGACAAAUGAGGGGUCUCCUGGUGUCUGCUGCAGGGGGCUUCUCUGGACCCCAAAGUACGUGAGGCUUGAGGGCGGGGUCUCUCAGGCUCUCCCAGCCCCGGAACCCCUGGCCUGAAGCCUGCCUUGCCCUCCCUGUGCCUUCCGGGCAGGCCUGGAGCCUGCAGUUAAAUACACACCUUAAAGAGGUGACUAGAAAUCUCCAGGAGGGUCUGCAACAAAGCCCAGGGUAAGAAAAUUGAGGCUUUCACAGAACUUAGGGGAAACACACCCAACCUCUUAGGGUAGCUCUGUUUGGGUUACCGUGAGGUCUCUGAAACUCAGUUUCCUGAACCUCCCAGUAACUUCUAUCUCACCUGAUGUGAGCAAGGCGCAAAACAUUGUUGGAGAUAGGCUGGGAGGGGGGCCUUUAAAAUAAUUUUUAAAACGGUUUCCGGGACUUGUAUAAAGCGAUCACAAAGGUUAUGUCAAAGGGGCCAGCUGGCCAGUGUGUGGGAAGCACUUCCCCCAGACAGGCGUCACAAUUCAGUCCUGGGUGGGCACAGGGCUGACUUUCGGAAAACGCAUCUGCACGGCCACGUGGAACCGCGGGCUGCUGAUCCACGAACGUUGCCCCGGCCGGGUCCCCACCCAGGCCGGGAGGAAGCCUCCGGUGAGCUGCAGAGAAUCCUGGGCUGGAAGGACUUUGGCGGGUGCCUGUGUUGCUAUCCGGCCCGGUGCGAUCAGCUGGAGACAUAGUGG